AUGCAAAAGCGAGAUGCAAAUCCACCAAAGUCCCGUUUCGCAUCAUUUCCCCUCUUGCUUUUCCUGACUCCUCCAGUUCCUCCUUGGCCUUGGCGCCAACCUGAAUGUUCGUGCCUGCUGUAUCCGUACGGAGUACUUGCCUCACCGACGUGUCUACCUACGGAAGGGAAGUUACGCCAAAGGUAUCCAAGAUGCGCAUCGUUCCUGCCUUGCGGAUAG
Messenger RNA from Colletotrichum lupini, 219 nucleotides. RefSeq lists its product as uncharacterized. The record is from RefSeq and is a predicted model, not a curated record. NCBI's taxonomy places the organism in Eukaryota, Fungi, Ascomycota, Sordariomycetes, Glomerellales, Glomerellaceae. The transcript has 2 exons. Bases 1 to 219 code for a protein of 72 amino acids.